Molecule: messenger RNA, 3989 nt
Organism: Eleginops maclovinus (Patagonian blennie)
Lineage: Eukaryota; Metazoa; Chordata; Actinopteri; Perciformes; Eleginopidae
Exons: 13
Coding region: 53-2329 (758 amino acids)
Cellular component (GO): cell surface
Source: RefSeq, a predicted model, not a curated record
AUAUUUAAGCUGACUGAACAACAUUUUGCAGAAACUGAUUUUGUUGGACAUCAUGGAGGUAGGCGCGAUUUACCUGCUGUUGUUGGCUUUGUCGGGGAUUUCGUCGACGCUCAGCUUUUAUGGAGAUAGCCUUACUUUCCAGCCUGCACAUAAGCAGAAGGAUGGGACAUACAAGGUGACUUUUCAUUACAGACAGAAUGGCAGAAGCAGCUGUGAUGACAAGUCAUUGUACACAUGUGAGAGCGGGGUUUGCACAAGCUUCGAAGAGUCCAGUGUCCUGCAAACGGACCAGGAUGACACGGGCCAGGGCAGGUGGUGCCAGUCUGAAAUGCACACAACAGCAACCGUCCGGAAUAAUCAAACAUCCUUCUCUCUGAAUCAAUCAGGCUGCUGCUGGGAGUCUAAUGUGGACGGGAAAACAAAUUGGAUUUCUGAGGCAGAGUUGGACUUGGGAAGUCGAUCUGACUCACACGCCUUCAACAGCUGCCCCUUAACAACAACAGUGUCUUAUUUACGGGUGCCUCAGAACUGCUUCUCACCGAUUCAUAUCCUGGCCCACGAUCCCGAUGGAGAUCUUGUGAGAUGUCGCUUUUCUUCAAACGCUGCUGCUCCAGCAAACUUCACUCUCGAUGAGAUGGAAUGCGUACUCAGAACUACAGGUAAAGUGGACAUUGGUGUCCACGUGUUUGAGCUGAUGCUGGAGGACUUCUCAAGUAAAAACAUCACUUUGACCUAUUCAGACGGGACAUCAGUAUUUCGGGAGGGCUCUGACAUGGAAUCCCCCCCUCUCUGCAAAAUGAAGCUGCAGUUCUCCAUGGAGAUUCUUCCUCCACUAUCAAGCUGUGAACGUGGCCGUGUCCAGCCUGUGUUCCUGUCUAAGACUCCUUCACAUGGUGAUGUUGUUCAUGCCACAAUGGGUCAGAAUUUCCAGCUUAAUGCCCAAGCAAAGGCUACAGAUGCCAGCAUAGAGGACUUCCAGGUCAGCGGCCCUCGGAACAUGACCAAAGAGUUCAAUGCUGGUCAGCAUGGAAUAGCUGAAUUGACUCUGAGCUGGACGCCACAGCACAGCGACCUGUACCGAAUCGUCCCAGUCUGCUUCACUGCAGAGACCAAUCAAAGCCAAUCGGAAAUGAGGUGUGUCGUUGUCCUGGUGACCCAAGCAGCUCUCAUUCAAGGGUCAGCCACUGUUACUUGCUCACCAAACAAGAUGGCGGUGGCUCUGGAUAAAGCUUCCAUGCCUGGCAUCGAUGUCAACUUCCUUCAGUUGAGAGACUCGUCAUGCUCUCUCACCUCAAACGGCACUCACAUCCUGGGCGUCAUGUCAUUCAGCACCUGCGGCACCAAACUUCUGGACAAAGGGGACUUUUUGGUUUUCGCAAAUGAGAUCCGGUCCUACGAGCUUCCCAGCGAGGUUAUUAUCCGCAGGAAGGCCGUUAAAAUCGAAAUCUCCUGCCAGUUUCCCAAAACUGUCAGCAUCUCCAGCUAUUACAAUCUACAGAAGUCUGACUACAUUUUCACAGAGUCUAACUUCGGCAGCUUUGGCUACACCUUUGAAAUAUACAAUGACAACAACUUUACAAGUAAGGUGGAAGCCAAAAAAUAUCCAGUGGAGGUCCAGCUGUUGGAUACAAUUUAUAUGGGCAUUCAGGCCGAAUCAGAUCUACCAAGCGUGACAUUGUUUGUCGAAUCCUGCAAAGCCAUUCCUAAUAACAACCCCGAAAACGUCAUCUUCUAUGACCUCAUCAAGAACGGGUGUGUUAAGGAUGAGACACUUGUGGUCUACCCAUCCAAUCAAAAAACAUACAACUUUGAGGUUCAAGCCUUCAAAUUCAAUGGAAACUAUGACCAGGUGUACAUCACCUGUUCCGUCAUCCUGUGUGAGCCCGGGACUCCCUAUUCAAGAUGUGCCCAGGGUUGUCUGUCAGAUCCAUCCCGCAGACGCAAGCGAUCGCUUGUCAAGGAGACAGUCAGCCACUCAAUUACCCAGGGUCCUUUGCGGUUUAUUGGGCAUCCUGAUCCCAGUGCAGCCAUGGAUCAUAACCUUGUUGUGAUUAAAAAGAGGCCAGACAUGGAUGUUAAACCUGUUGUGAUGCAACAGAGUCGCCGAACUGCUGAAGUGAUUCUACCAUCAGUUUUUCUGGAAGACACCAAAUCCAGCCCAGAAAGUUGGGGAAUCAAGGAGAUCCUCAGCGCCAACACCAGCACCUUGGUCUUUGCCAGCGCCUUCCUUGUAUCCCUGGUAAUGUUAGUUGGGGUUGUUGUUUACUUCACAAGGAAGAGAAAUGAAGAAGACCACAACUCUCUCUUAAGUUCUGGCUAUGAUAACUAAACCCAACUAAUCUCAGUUCUACACUGCAUGUUACUCCUUUAUUUUGUUUUAGAAUAGAUCCUUUAAAGGCUUGUCUCUUAUGAUAUAAAAUACUCAAACACAUUACAUUAAUUCAUCAUUCCUCCUGAUCAUACUGGCCAUAAAAAGAUUGUAACAAAAAGAGAUACAAAUAUUUAUUAUUCAUGAAUACUUAUCUGAAGUUAAUUGUGGCUUCAAAAGUCUAAUUUUCACUGAUCUAAAGUUGUUUACUGGGAGAGCAACAUUAAUGACAUUUUGCACUAAAAAACACAAGCCACUUCGAUACUUCCUUGAUAUGUCUGACACUUAAGGCUAAAGGGAUAUCAGGAAUUCAUCUCUAAAAGGCUCAAAUGAAAUAGCCAAUGUAGGUAAGCCAUGUGACAAUGUCUUUCGUUUUACAUACCACAGUUGAUUGAAAAUUGCAACCUUAUCCUUUAAAGAGUUACUCUUUUGAGGAUGAUUAAAAAUAGAAUAGAACACCAUUUUGGUCGUUGCACAAUUAGCUAUCUCGUUAUCUCUUGCACCUGUGUUGCCGGUCUUCCACCACACCCACAUUCUUCUCCAAACCAGUUUAAGGGUAGUUAUACAACCGGAAAAUAUGUUGACUGUUGUCAUAACAAAAUUCCAUUCGGUCUGGUUUUGCUGGAUUUUUCAUGGAUCAACUUCAUGGAAAAAGGUUUCCAGCAAUUGAUCUCAGAUGUUUGAGACUUUGUUUGGUUGAGUAAGAAAUAGUAGGAAUGCUUACUGAAUGUGUGUGAAUUUGAGAUUUCAUGUAUUUGACUUGUUUAGGACCCCAAAAAAAAUCUACCCUCGUAUAUUUUACAUCAACUUGAAGUACAUUAUAGACUUGUCACACAUAUUUACUGUAGUUGAUGUACAUUCAAUACUAGUUUUUUAGACUUAGGCACAUUUGGAUCAAGAUUCGCCUUUAAAAAUACAAAACAAAUGAACCAAAAAAAGUGUAACCAUCUUAAGCUUGAUGAUGUAUAUGACAUACAGUUCUAAUGAGAUGAUUUUUCAUAAACAUUUAAAUUCUGUCAGUGAACUAUCUCUAUAUACCAAUACAGUUAUAUCUUUAAUGGUGAAAUUAUGUUUGUGUAAUCAAAAUGGGCUUUUAUUUACAAUAAAAGGGGAAAACUACAUUAUAUUGACAUUUCUUUUGAAUAAUUACUGAAAUCGCAUAGUAAACACAACAAUGUGUUUAUUUUGUGUAUGUGCUCACAAUGACAAGUUGAUGUUGAGCAGAUUUGAUGUCCAACAUGUUCAACAUUUGAGUUGAGACAGUUAUCGUGGAUAAGUUUGCUGAAUUGCAUUCAAUGCAAAGUAACGAUUGUGCUGGGAAUUUCAUAAAAUAAAAUAAUUUAGCUGAUAAAGGCACUAGAUUAAAAUUGACGAAUCAGGAUUACUUGGACAUAUGAGAAAAGGCAACAACCUCUAAGUAUGAAAUGCAAAGCCAAUGCGAAAAUACCUUGAACUUGUAUUUUUGUAAUAUCUAGCAGGGGCGACUAAUGUUUGCAAAAAGAAGGUGACUGUAUAGAAGUCUAUGCAGUCACUCAAUUGAUUUAUUAAUUUAGCAAAAAUGUCCUAAAAAGUGUAUGGUUCUUAAUUGCUAGGUCUUAUUCAAUAAAGCAAGAUGUUUUUU